AAAAUAAUCAUAAUAAAAAAUAAAUAAAGACAGAGAACAAAGAAAGGAAGCCAAGCUUGGCGCUGGAAAGAUGGCUGUCAUUGCUUUGUAUGCCCCCCCUCCACCCCCUUGUAACGUUGCCUUGUUUGUCGAAGGCGUUCAUGCCCGGAAUUGCUGUGAGUUUUCCGGGUUGUAUUGCCAUGUUCCAGAAGCAUUCUCUCCUGACGUUUCACCCACAUCUAUGGCAGGCAUCCUCAGUGGUUGUGAGGUAUGUAUCUGAGGAAGACUGCCAUAUAUGUGGGUGAAAAGUUAGGGAAGCUUGCUUCUGGAACACGGCCAUACACCCGAAAAACUUACAGCAACCCAUUGCCUUGUUUGAUGAAGAGAGUCGUUACUCGCGCUCAGAUCAACAAUCUAAUGUUUUGAAGUGUUUGUUUUUAACAGGAUCUCCCUAGAGUUUGUAUGAGUGGAUCCCUGCCUUCCUUUCUCCUUCGCCUCAUUUAUCUCUUUCUUUGGCCGAGGAGGACAUUUUUCUCUGGCAAGAGAGGAGCCAAGGCUGGCAGGAUUUGAGCUGGCAGGGAUGAAUGAAUGGCAGUCAGGGCUCUCUCCCAAGAGGCGAAGAAAUAGUCCGCCCCACUCGCGGCAGUGGCAGUGGCGACCUUUUCUCCCGGUAGGUAAGGCCACGCCUGCUCUGGAGCCUGCCUAGGCUUUGGCUGUAGCCUUCAUUUUGGAUCUCCCUUCCCUCCCUCCCUCUCUCCUCGUCCUUGUGGGUUGAUGCGAGCCCCCUCCUCCCCUCCCUCUUCGCCCCCUUUCCCUCCCUCCCUCUCUUUUGCAGCCCCAGUUGAGCGGAUUGAUUUACCCGGAGUAUUGGUAAAUACCGUCACGUGGGCGGAGGGACCAAUGGUGAAGAGCAGGGGCCGCCUGCAAAAAUACUACGAUUGUUCUCCAGGAAAGGCGGCGAAUCUUCCACAGUUAAAACAGUGUGUGUGUGUGUGUGUAUAUAUUUUUUUUUAUUUGGGGGGCGAAAAAAAUAUUUAUUUAUUUUUUGGAGAGGGGAAGGAAAAAAAAAACACCCAACAACAACAAGGACCCGUUUGUUUGAUUUUCCUCCUUUAAUGCCUUUAAUGUCCGAUGCCCUGCCACGGAGGGAGCCUCCACAAACAUGUCGUCGAGCGGCACAAUCAGUAACUACUACGUGGAUGCCCUCAUAGGCCACGACAACGGCGAGGAGGUUUAUGGAGGCGGCGGGGGAGGGGGUUCGGCCCGGUUCCUGGCAGGGGGAGCCCCCCAUCACCCGCAAUCGGCGCCCCGGCCUUCUUCCUCCUCCGCCUCCGCCUCGGACUUCGCCUCCUGCAGCUUCGCGCCCAAGGCUUCCUCUUCCGUCUUCGCCGCCGGGUCCUGGCCGCCGGUUCAUCCUCCUCCUCCUCCUCAGCCCAUGCCGGGGAUUUACCACCCGUACAUGCCCCAGCCGCAUUUGGGGGGCUCUGGAGAGAGUGGCGGCAGGUACGUGCGCUCCUGGAUCGAGCCCUUCGCCCCUUUUGCCAACAACAGCAGCAGCUCUGCAGUAACAGCAGGAGGAGGCGGCGGCGGAAGCAGCAACGGCAACGGCACCCUCCCAGUCCCCUCCACCGCUGCGCCCACCCUCCACCCCUCCAGCGCCCGCCACUAUGGACUGGUGAAGCCGGAAAGUGGGGCCCCCUCUGCCUCCGCUUCCGCCUCUGCCUCUUCUCCUCCUCCUCCUCCCGAAAGGACCGAGUGCGCCCCUCCUAGGGAGCCCCAAGGCAUCGCCGCCGGGCCCGGAGACUUCCCCCAAGGGCCCUUCCUGGCCGAGAAGGUGUCCUCCGGCAACGGGGCGCCCCCAAACCCCGCUGGCGCCCCCCACAGCAACGCCAGCAGCCGCAACGCCAGCCCCAGCCGUGACCCGAAAGAGGAGAAGCAGCAGCAGCAGCAACUUGACCCAAAUAACCCCGCGGCCAACUGGAUCCACGCUCGCUCCACGCGGAAAAAGCGCUGCCCUUACACCAAAUUCCAAACGCUGGAACUGGAAAAGGAAUUUCUCUUUAACAUGUACCUCACCCGGGACCGGCGUUACGAAGUGGCUAGGAUUUUAAACCUCACAGAGAGACAGGUCAAAAUCUGGUUUCAGAACCGGAGGAUGAAAAUGAAAAAGAUGAACAAGGAGAAAAACAACAAAGGGGACUAAGGAUCCACGCGGGACUGCUUUGAGUGGGGUGUUAGAUGUCUGGAGGGGUUUCUACUCGCACAUAAAGAGGGAUUCAUUAUUGUGAACAUUAUAUGCAUAUGUGUUGUCGAGGGCUUUCACGGCGGGAUCACUGGGUUACUGUGAGUUUUCCGGGCUGUAUGGCCAUGUUCUUGAGGUUUCACCCACAUCUAUGGCAGACAACCUCUGAGGAUGCCUGCCAUAGAUGUGGGCAGAACGUCAGGAGAGGAUGCUUCUGGAACAUGGUCAUACAGCCUGGAAAACUAACAGCAACCCAUUAUAUAUAUACUUUCCCCGAGAACUUUCCCGAAGAGCCGGUGGCUUUAUUUUAUUUUUAUUUGCAUUUUUUUAAAAAUAGUAACUGUGGUUUGUGUCAAGUAUUUUGGGGGUGGGGUGGGGAACGACUGGAUGGGGAAAGAGGUCCUGGGGUUGCCAGAAAAAGGGUUUCUCAACGAUUUUUCUUUCCUCUCACCUCCUGUUUUGGUUUGCGAAUAUUGUGAGCGCACGUUAGUGGGGAAAAAAGGGGAAACUUUGUCUAAAUAUCAAGUAUUCUGAGAUGUUUCUAGUCGAGAAACAGAACUAGAAAGGGCAUCCUCCCUUCUCCUCCUCAGACAUAUUAAAGAAAAACAAACAAGCAAGCAAACCAGGCUGAUAAAAUUAUUGAAUCUUAAAGAAGAGGAAUUGCAGUAGCAGGGCUGCCCAGGAUUUCCCAAAUGAGGGGCUGGAAAAGGAAUUAAAGAAAGCAAAUAAAAAACAGACUUCUGCCUUU
This is a messenger RNA of Anolis carolinensis (green anole), 2969 nucleotides long. It is a transcript of the gene hoxd9, whose product is annotated as homeobox D9. NCBI's taxonomy places the organism in Eukaryota, Metazoa, Chordata, Lepidosauria, Squamata, Anolidae. The record is from RefSeq and is a predicted model, not a curated record. Gene Ontology annotation, cellular component: nucleus. Gene Ontology annotation, biological process: regulation of transcription by RNA polymerase II; DNA-templated transcription; embryonic skeletal system morphogenesis. The transcript has 2 exons. The coding region runs from base 1142 to 2182 and encodes 346 amino acids. Gene Ontology annotation, molecular function: RNA polymerase II cis-regulatory region sequence-specific DNA binding; DNA-binding transcription factor activity, RNA polymerase II-specific.